Messenger RNA from Aegilops tauschii subsp. strangulata, 1971 nucleotides. RefSeq names its product probable L-gulonolactone oxidase 4. The record is from RefSeq and is a predicted model, not a curated record. Gene Ontology annotation, molecular function: FAD binding; D-arabinono-1,4-lactone oxidase activity. Lineage: Eukaryota; Viridiplantae; Streptophyta; Magnoliopsida; Poales; Poaceae. Gene Ontology annotation, cellular component: membrane.
AAGGGCUGAGCAAUGGACGACGGUGGCCGGGUGCUGACAGUUCCCCUCCUGGUGCUCCUGCUGGUCAGCCUCGCUGGCUCGAGCCCUCCGCCGGCGCCGGUGGUCUGUGCCCACGGCACGUCCGAUUGCACUGUCUCCAACGCGUACGGCUCCUUCCCGGACCGCACCGUCUGCCACGCCGCCAACGCCACCUUCCCGCGCACCGAGAAGGAGCUAGUUGCGGCCGUGGCAGCAGUGGCGGCGGCCAAGCGCAAGGUGAAGGUGGCCACCAAGCACUCCCACAGCUUCCCCAAACUGGCCUGCCCCGGCGGCCGCGAUGGCACGAUCAUAAGCACGGAGCGCCUCAACCGGGUGGUAAGCGUGGACGCCGUCAAGGGGCUUAUGACGGUGGAAAGCGGCAUGGUGCUCCGCGACCUGAUCCAGGCGGCUGCCGAGGCAGGGCUCGCGCUGCCGCACUCGCCGUACUGGUCAGGGCUCACCAUCGGAGGCCUGCUGGCCACGGGCGCGCACGGCAGUUCGCUCAAGGGUAAGGGUGGCGCCGUUCACGAGUACGUGGUUGGGAUGAGGAUCGUCACGCCGGCGCCGGCGAGCCAAGGGUUCGCGGUGGUACGGGAGCUCUGCGCCGACCAUCCUGACCUCAACGCGGCCAAGGUCUCCCUCGGCGUCCUUGGCGUCGUUUCCCAGGUUACACUGGCCUUACAACCGAUGUUCAAGCGGUCGGUGACGUUCGUGACGCGUGACGACUUGGACAUUGCAGAGCAGGCAUCCAAGUGGAGCGACCUGCAUGAGUUCGGUGAUAUGGCAUGGUUGCCACAGCAGGGCAAGGUUAUUUACCGCGAGGACGACCGCAUGUCCAUCGAGUUGAUGGGCGACGGCCUCAAUGACUACCUAGCCUUCCGCUCCACCCCAACGGCAGUGCUCAUCAACGCCAGAGUCGCCAUGGAGCCUCUUGAGAAGAACAUCAAUGCCAUUGCUCGGUGCAAGGCCGCUGAGGCGACAAUAUCAUUGUUUGAGAUGGCAGCAUACGGCUACUCCAACAAUGGCAGCUUGUUCACUGGGUACCCUGUGGUGGGGUUUCAACACCAGAUCCAAGCUUCUAGCGGAUGCAUCGGCAGCUCAAAAGAUGCGCUCCUCACCUCAUGCGCAUGGGACCCGCGCAUCGAGGGAACCUUCUUCUACAGCAAUGGCUACAGCAUUGCGCUCUCUAGGGUGUCGGCAUUCAUCGCCGACAUGCAGCAACUCCGUGACCGCAGCCCGCUGGCCUUCUGCGGAAUCGAUGCUAGUGUGGGUAUGCUCCUCCGCUACGUCAAAGCAUCCUCCGCCUACCUCGGCAAGCCAGAGGACUCGAUCGACUUUGAUAUAGCCUACUAUCGGAGUUACACCAAGGGUGAGCCCAACCCACACUCUGAUGUAUUCGACGAGCUCGAGCAGAUGGCACUGCACAAGUAUGACGCCAUCCCACACUGGGGCAAGAACCGCAACUUUGCCUUUGAGGGCGCCAUUGCCAUGUACCCCAAGGCAGGUGAGUUCCUGGAGGUGAAGGGCAGGUACGACCCCGACGGGAUCUUCUCCAGCAAGUGGAGUGACCAGGUGCUCGGCAUCAAUGGGAGCCCGGUCAUUGUCGAGAGGCGUUGCGCCAUCGAGGGGCUUUGCAUCUGCUCAGAAGACUCGCACUGUGCACCGGAGGAGGGCUACUACUGCCGCCCGGGGAAGGUGUACACGGAGGCGAGGGUCUGCUCGUUCGAACCCAUCUCGCACUGUGCACUGGAGGAGGGCUACUACUGCCACCCGGGGAGGUGUACACGGAGGCGAGGGUAUGCUCCUUCGAACCGGCCAUCUGAUGAAUUGUUUUUCUUUAGAUGGCAGCUUUGAAAUUAUUUCUACAACGUGCCCUUGGAUAAUAUCGUGAACAUGAAUAAUGCUUUUGCCUUCCAGGUCCUAUCCUAUGCGAAGGUUGUUACUUCACUUGUU